AUUCAGAAUGACGAAGGCAGCGAAGGGCUUCCGAUUCGACUGCCGAGACCUACAUUUGGUGGCAGCUAUUUACGUCAAAGAGGUAGCGCAUUCAACGGAUUGUGAUAAAAGAAAACCUAAAAGAAAGAAAAUUAGGAACUAGAAGUUCAAACACGCUUAUCAGGUUAAGUUAGAAAGGAACGUAGCCAAAAUGGUUUCAAUAAAGCAGGAACCGUCCUACUUAGACGAUAUCAAAAUGAUUUCUAUAAAGCAGGAGAGUGGGACGUCCAGCUGGGACGAUCCUAACAACAUUGACAUUGACUGGGAAUGCGAGUUUAUGGAUUUUCCGCCGUCGCUCUUCACGUCGGCUGAUUCAGAAUCCGAGCAAGCGUACGGCAGCGGGAAUCCCACCGUCAACGGCUGGGACCAGCAAGCCUCCUCGGAGCCACAGAUCCGCCACGACUGCAUGUGGUCCGGCAGGUGCUUCGAUCAGUCACAUCCCAGCAAAACGGGCUGCGCAACCAAUCACGGCACCACAAACGACAACAACAACACCCAAGAACAAACGGAAGUGAUCAACAAAUUCAGCACCGUAACAGCAGUGGCAGCAGCCAGCUUAAACAACAACGUCGCCGCCAUUCAAAAACCGAUCCUAACCCCGGCAAACACAUCGGCUAUGAACAUCAACAACAACACAGCAUCGAAAAUAAUCACAGUCAAACCGCAGGCGGCCCAGAUCCCCGCCGGACGGUCCCUACUGAUCAACCCCCGGAUCAAGCAGCAGCAACAGCAGAUGAGCCGGAUACCACCGGUUUCGACGUCGGAUUUCCUGCGGGAUCGGGAAACAUCCGUACUUCUGCACAGACCGGACACGCCACUCAGCUUAGACGAAGAUCCGCCGGAGUUCAAGCAUAACAUCGACCUGGCCACCUGCACCAUCGGAUCGAACCGGAUGAGUUUGACCAACAAUUCGCGGCACUACAGAAACCACCAGAACCACCACGACGACCCGUCCUCCCAUCGGAUCAUCAACAUGCUCAAGGAGGAGCUGGAGGACCCCGAGUCGAGCAACUCCCGGACGUGUAUGACCAGCUCGUCCGGCGAGAUCGUUUAAUUGAUCGAUUUGCUGAACGAUCUUGACUAGACAGAGGGCUAUGGCGAGGAGAUCGAUUCCGAUACCGAUUCCAACCCGGAGAGCGAUUGUCGGAGUAGUAAAGGUGGCGGAAUAUCGGAAGGUUACACAAAAGUUCAUCAUCAAGAGCUGAGCCCUUCCUCGUCGUCGUCCUCCUCCUCCUCUUACGAGUACCAGGGAACGCACGUCGGCGAUCACAGCUACACCCGCCCCAAAGACGUGUACCACCUGAACGGACUCGGCGUGCUGACCCCAUCAGAUUCCGAAGAGGAAGAAAUCGACGUCGUUUCGAUAGGCGAGAAGAAUCUCCCGACGAAUCCGACCCCGCGCGAGAAGCGCCACGUCGAAAGUCGGGUGGCCCUAAAAAUCCGCAAGCACCCCGUCAACUCGUCGCACCACCACCACCACCACCGGCGCCGGCACUCCGACGACGAGUAUGCGGCGCAUCAUCACGGGAGCACCAGCGGAGCCAGCCAUCUCAGCCCGAGUAAGUCCUAUGGUUUCUCGCCCAACUAUCUCACCCCCGCGUCCUCCACCACCAUCUCCGGGGCGAACACUCCGCUCCCGCCCGGCGGCAGCAGCAGUAUAUCGAAUCCUCGCAAGCGGCCCAGCAAAGACGACCGCAGCAACGGCAAGAACCGGCACCACCAGCACCGCAGCAAGAAGCAACGCAUUCCCGGGAAGACGGUCGCGCGCUCCCCCGAGUCCUCCGAAGAGCAGGAAACCCUCGAGAAACGCAACCUGCACAACGAUAUGGAGCGACAGCGGCGGAUCGGGUUGAAGAAUCUCUUCGAGGAGCUGAAGCGACAGAUCCCGAGCCUCCGGGACAAGGAACGCGCACCGAAGGUGAACAUUCUCCGCGAAGCGGCCCUCCUCUGCACGCGGCUCAACCGCGAACAGGAACAGCGCAACGCACUCCAGAAGCACCAGCAGCGGCUGUACGCCCGCGUCAGGCAACUGCGGACGUCACUGCACUCACAGCGGCGUAUGGAUUAGGUGCGUGCGGUGGGCCGUGCGUCCGGAGGCGGGAACCAAUGUGAUUUCAAAACGCGCGUCUAAGCGCGACAAUGGUGCCAAUAUGCGAAUAGGAGGUAGGUAAUAUGUUGAACGAACAGCAAGAGCGAGAGAGUUAGUUAGAGAGAGAGAGAAUGACGGACUGAGUUAGGCGCGACAGUGCUCUGGUUUGGUGAGGGCAAGUGAACGUACGAGAACAUAUUGCAGUAAAUCUAGUUAGAUGCGUUGAGAAAAUUUAACAAAUCAUUAUUAUUUGUUUUUGACAAAAAAAAGCUAUCCAAAAAUUAUUAAAUAUGAUCACAGAAAAAAGUUUUGUGAAUCGUAGUGUGCGACGCAGUGUGCGGUGAGAUUCGCCCGAGCGUGGACAUGUGUGUGUGUGCGUGCGUGCGUGCGCCAGAAGAUACAUCAAGAACCCUUGAAAAAAUCCAACCGAAACGUCGAAACGCGUGUUUGUUAACCUUGCGGAAACCCCUCUCCUUCCCAGUGCUUCGUUUACUUCCCUAACCAACAACACAGCGAUUCACGCGUAAGUACAUUUCGCCAUCUAUUGUUUCAUCACUCCCAUUAAUAUCCACAAAAAUCCGAAACGCUCGCGCGCGCACACACACACAGACACAGCCACACCACCAUUUGACCGGCGCUGGGUUUGCCAAAGUCGAAAAAAUAUCCUAUCUUUGAUUAUAUUAUUUUUUGUUUUGUUAUUCAUUACACGAUAUUCUUCAAAGAGGAAAAACGAAAUGAGUCAUUUUUAAGAUACUGAAAUUCAAAAUCAUAUUAUAUAGAAGAGGGCUACCGCCGCCCACCGUCAGUAGAGAAGGGCGGAAAAAGGGGGCGGAGCGCUGCUAUUUUAUAAAACUUUAAAAAGCGCUUUACAAUAAUAAAUACAGCGAUAAUUAAGAAAUGUUACUAUAUUUGAUUGCGACAAAAGGCACGCAUGUAAAUUAAAACUAUAAUAGAAACACGCUAUUAUAAAAUAAUAACAAAAACAAAACAAAGAAGAAAAACUAUGAACUAUAUUAUAUAUAUAUUUAGAGUAGGAGUGAAUUUAUCGAACAAUAGUAUCGUUUAUUUUUUUCUCAUUUUGAAAAGCUACACCUACAAUGAUAAAUAACAAUUAAAUAUCUGUUUCCAGAGAGGAAAAAACCAAUGUUUUCUGCAGGUUAACCUUUGUUUUAGCAUAGCGUUUAGGUGACAACUACUUUACUUUUUUAAUGUUACGCGAUAGUUAAGGUCCCCCUCCCCCCUUUCGUAACAUAGUCAGUUUGUUUUCCCUCUUUAUCAUUGAACAAUAAAAACUACGUCUAGGAAGUGUAGAUUCUUAUUUCGUUUUAGAGUAAAAGUAAAGAAGAUGCACCGGAUGGUCGGACGACCAAACUCGCAAAAAAAUGCAUUUUAAUAGAUCUCUAAGGAAGGGUUGUAACCGUGUACAUAUAGGUCUUAAUAGAGUACAUAUAAAUGAUGCUGUUAAAUCCGUAGUUCACCACUUUUUUUGAAGUUUUUUUUUUUAUUGGAAAAAUAAAAUACAAAUUGAAGAACGAAAA
Molecule: messenger RNA, 3666 nt
Organism: Armigeres subalbatus
Lineage: Eukaryota; Metazoa; Arthropoda; Insecta; Diptera; Culicidae
Gene: Myc
Product: myc protein
Exons: 3
Biological process (GO): regulation of transcription by RNA polymerase II
Molecular function (GO): protein dimerization activity; RNA polymerase II cis-regulatory region sequence-specific DNA binding; DNA-binding transcription factor activity, RNA polymerase II-specific
Source: RefSeq, a predicted model, not a curated record